AUGCCUUCCUCAGCAUGCUCAUCGAGCGCUCUGUCAAUGCCCAGUCUGCCCGGCGCCGAAUUCCUGUCCCUCAAAGCGAAUGUCGUCUCCAACGUCACCGGGCACGUACCCGUCGGAGCGUACCUGAACCACGGUGAUGCCACCUUGGCCGGCGUCAACUACUGCAACAUCACCGUCUCCUACACCCACCCGGGCCAAGGCGACCGUCUCACCGUGCUGGCCUGGCUGCCCAUCGAUACCUGGAAUGGGCGGCUGCAGGCGAUUGGCGGCGACGGAUGGCAGGCUGGCUUGAACUAUGCUGCGUCUCUGAGCAUGCGCGGCGCUGUCGGAGAGGGCUACGCGACACUGACCACCGACGGCGGGCUGGGCACCUCGCAGUCCCCGGCCGACUGGGGCCUGCUCAGCCCCGGAAACGUGAACCUAUAUGAUCUGCAGAACCUGGCCUCGACCUCGUUGAACGACAUGUCCAUCAUUGGGAAAAGCCUGGUGGAGAAGUUUUACGGCCGACCUCCUCGGUACGCAUACUUUAACGGCUGCUCACAGGGCGGGCGCCAGGGCCUCAUGCUCGCCCAGCGGUACCCCGCGGCGUUUGACGGAAUUGCAGCGGCGGCGCCCGCCAUCAAUUGGACGAAAUUCUUCAUGACGGGGUUGUGGCCCUCGUACCUCAUGAGAAAGGCAGAUUCGGUGCCGCCGCCGUGCGAGUUCAACGCCAUCCGGGCCGCAGCCAUACGGGCCUGCGAUAUGAACGACGGGGUCCCUGAUGGCAUCAUUUCAGGCCGCUGCGACUUUGACCCCCAUUGCGUAGUUGGUCGCGUCAUCAACUGUACCGACUUUGGGCAGUUGCGGCGCAUAUCUGCCCAAGCGGCCGAUAUCAUGGAGGAGACUUGGAGAGGGCCGACAAAGAUCGACGGCUCGCCGAUCUGGUACGGACUCGGCAAAGAUGUGCUGGUUACCGGAUCGAUGACCGAUGUCGCGAUUGUGCCGAUCGAGUGCCAGAGGAACGGGAGUUGCACUGCGGGCAAUUUCACGUUGGCGGACGAUUGGAUCAAGUAUUUUGUUCUGAAAGACGCCGACGCCGACACCUCCGCCCUGAGCCACCAAGAGUUCGACGACGUCGCGCACAUGUCCCAUCAACAGUACGACUCCAUCAUCGGAACCAGCGAUCCUGAUCUCUCCGCCUUUCGCCGACUCGGCGGAAAGAUGAUUACGUAUCACGGAACCAGCGACUCUCUGAUUCCUGUCGACGGAAGUAUCGAGUACUACAAAAGGGUCCUCGCGUUAGACCCCGACGCGAGCGACUUUUAUCGGCUGUUCCUCUCGCCCGGCCUUCGCCACUGUUUCGGCGGCGCCGGCGCAUACCCGCACUCGACGUUUGAGUCUCUGCGGAGGUGGACGGAGGACGGCACGGUGCCUGAGACGCUGGCCGCGGCAAGCGUCGGCUCGGAGAGGACCAUUCACCGUAAUUUAUGUGCUUUUCCCCGGGUGCCGGUGUACAACGGCCAAGGUGACUGGACGUCGGCGGAGGCGUUCCACUGCGCUUGA
Molecule: messenger RNA, 1542 nt
Organism: Cordyceps militaris CM01
Lineage: Eukaryota; Fungi; Ascomycota; Sordariomycetes; Hypocreales; Cordycipitaceae
Product: feruloyl esterase, putative
Exons: 3
Coding region: 1-1542 (513 amino acids)
Source: RefSeq, a predicted model, not a curated record